CGUCAUUUAUUAAUGACGUCAUUGGUUCAGUUGAUAUGGCAAGCACACGAGUUUUACAAGAUGACACGACUUAAGAGCUCAAAAACAGCGUGUAUAUUGCUGCUUUUAGUUCACGAACUAUGUUGCCUUGAAGAUGGAAGACCUGGAGAAGACGAAUAUUACCUGGCAGACCAUGUGGUCCAUGGAGAGACUAGAGGUCAGGCAAAACGGGCCCCCAGUUACAAUAAUGAUUUUCCACAAACACGCCAGAGCAGGUCAAAGAACCACAUUCUUGCUGACGAUUUAUCCUGGAAGCCGCAAGAUAUGGGAGGUUAUAGAAAUUCGAAUCCAAAAACACAUAAACGGCAUGAAUAUCCUAAGUUGAGUCCAUUAGAAGGUUAUGAACUGGAACAGGCACUUGCUCGGUACAAAAGCGGCAUGGUGAAUGACAAUACAGCCAAAAUGAAUGAUAAUGGAGGCAUGGUGAGUAACAACAGAGGCAUGGUGAAUGACAACAGAGGCAUGGUAAAUGACAAUAGAGGCACGGUGAAUGACAAAAGCGGCAUGGUGAAGGACAAUACAGCCAAAAUGAAUGAUAAUGGAGGCAUGGUGAGUAACAACAGAGGCAUGGUGAAUGACAACAGAGGCAUGGUAAAUGACAAUAGAGGCACAGUGAAUGACAAAAGCGGCAUGGUGAAUGACAAUACAGCCAAAAUGAAUGAUAAUGGAGGCAUGGUGAGUAACAACAGAGGCAUGGUGAAUGACAACAGAGGCAUGGUAAAUGACAACAGCCGCAUGGUGAAUGACAAUAGAGGCAUGGUAGAUGACAAUAAAGGCAUGUUGAGUAACAACAGAGGCAUGUUGAAUGAAAAAAGGGGCAUGGUGAGUAACAAUAGAGGCAUGUUGAAUGACAAUGGAGGCAUGGUCAAUGUCAAUAGAGGCAUGGUGAAUGACAAUAGAGUCAAAAUGAAUAAUAAUGGAGGCAUGGCUAGUAACAACAGAGGCAUGUUUAAUGACCAAAGCGGCAUGGUGAAUGACAAUAAAGGCAUGUUGAGUAACAAUAAAGGCAUAAUGAAUGACAAUAGUGGCAUGUUGAUUAACAAUAGAGGCAUGGUGGAUGACAAUAAAGGCAUGUUGAGUAACAAUAAUGGCAUAAUGAAUGACAAUAGAGGCAUGUUGGUUGACAAGGCACGCAUGAGGAGUGACUACAGAGCAAGGAUGCAAUCACAAAAAAAGAAAGGGCCCAGUGUAAAAAGAAACCAUAAUCAAGGUUAUAGACUGGAGAAAUCACUAAGAAACAUUGCAGGGAAGAGAAAUCUUGGAAAAAACUCUGAUAGAGCUGAUUUGCCUCGUCAAAAAAGGCACAUUAAUACUCCAAAAUAUCAGAAAGUCAAUAAUUGGUACAAAAGGCCAUCGGAGGAAACGAUAAACAGUGGAGGUAAUGGGAUCAAUAGAAAAAAUGUUACGGUAAGCGAGCUAAUUAACAUAUUGGACAACCUACAAAAGGCAACAAAAGGCAAAAAUGGCAAUAAACAGAGUAAAGAAAGAACAGAAGACAAGAUUAAUGCCAAACUGAGUGAACAAGCAACAAAAGGCAAGAAAGCUACUAAACAGAGUAAACUCACAGAAGAAAAGAAAGCUUAUAAACAGAGUAAACAAAUAGAAGACAAGAAAGCUACUAAAAAGAGUAAACAAAUAGAAGACAAGAAAGACACUAAACAGAGUAAACAAAUAGAAAACAAAAAAGAUACUAAACAGAGUAAUCAAAUAGAAGACAAGAAAGCUAGUAAACAGAGUAAACAAAUAGAAGACAAUAAAGCUACUAAACAGAGUAAACAAAUAGAAGACAAGAAAGCUACUAAACAGAGUAAACAAAUAGAAGACAUGAAAGCUACUAAACAGAGUAAACAAAUAGAAGACAAGAAAGCUGCAAAACCCAGUGAACUUACAAUAAAAGACAAGAAAUCUACACAACAGAGUGAGAAAGCAACAAAAGAAACUACUACAAAUUAUAAUAAUGUUAUGAAAGGUACACCAACCAUUAAGGGUAAAGAGGACAGUACAUAUGAAGAUAAGAAAUUGAGGGAACCAUGGGCAAAAAAACAUAACUUUAUAAAAUCACUUGAAUCCAGUAACAAUGAUAAACAGAACAAAAAGACAACAUUUCCCCUAAUAAAAAAAAUAGUUCAUGCAAUUUUUAAAAAUAAAGCAGCACAAAUAAAAACGCCAAACUCGUACAAGGUGUCUGUUACAGCGCCAAAAAAGAACACAGUAAUAGGAGCCAUUUCCCAGUUGUCCUUGCCAACAACAACACAAUCUGUGACUCAAGACGUGAGGAGAACCAUCUCUUUAGAUGACACGGUGGCGCCACACGUAAUGCUGUUUGGUCACAUUAAAGGCAUGCCAAGCCUUUAUGUAGACCGGAGAGUGUGGUGGGGCGUAUGCAUUGGAAGUGCAAUCAUAAGUAUGUUGUGCUGCUGCUGCUGCUUCUGUCGAGGGAUUGUCACCUACAUAAAGUCGCGUAACUGUCAAGCUGUGCACCACAUCUCGAAAAUGUGUGGUUUUGUGGAUGAUGCAGGACCAAUCAACCUGAGCUUGAUGAAGAACGGAAAGAAGAAAGGCAGCUACGUGAUCAGCAUUUUGGAUGAGAGCAAGGAAGCCCAAGGUUGGAGUUCAGAAGAGGAGGUCUUCAAUGUGUCUGAAGCAAGGAACAGAACUUCGACGCCAAAGUCCACUCCAGUGAAAACAAAGACCACCAUUCUGCAGUGAAUGCAUAUGAUUUUCUGUCAAAAAUGGACGUUACUUUUGUCUAUUUAAUAAACUUGAGGAAUUUAAUUAUGAAAAUGGAUUAACCUUUUAUUUAUUUAAUUAUACAAAUUUAAUAUUUAUUUAUUUAAACAAAUUAAAUAUAAUGUAUAUUUUUUUACUAUACAAUGUUAAAUAUUUUAUCUGCAUGUAAUAAUUGUAUAUGCUAGUUGUAUAAUUACUUCAAUAAAAUUGUUAAGAAGAA
Molecule: messenger RNA, 2989 nt
Organism: Dreissena polymorpha
Lineage: Eukaryota; Metazoa; Mollusca; Bivalvia; Myida; Dreissenidae
Product: probable serine/threonine-protein kinase tsuA
Exons: 6
Coding region: 13-2748 (911 amino acids)
Source: RefSeq, a predicted model, not a curated record